Messenger RNA from Puccinia graminis f. sp. tritici CRL 75-36-700-3, 1776 nucleotides. RefSeq lists its product as uncharacterized. Bases 1 to 1776 code for a protein of 591 amino acids. The record is from RefSeq and is a predicted model, not a curated record. The transcript is spliced from 5 exons. NCBI's taxonomy places the organism in Eukaryota, Fungi, Basidiomycota, Pucciniomycetes, Pucciniales, Pucciniaceae.
AUGCACGCUGAAAUCACCAACACCCACGUUCCUGGAAAUGCACUCAAUUCUUGCCGAUGUUGUACUUUGAAAUCUGAAACCUUAAUAGCCAGACAAAAAAUACUGUAUCUUGCCCAAUUCACUCAAAAGAAACCAAAUGGAGCAGAUUGCCCCAACCCGCUCCGAACAAUGGAGGAAACUAAACAAAACUCUAAAAAACUCUGGACAGAAACAAAGAAGACUUUGACUCUGGAGAAACUAAGGGUUGAAUCUUCAAAUAUAGCUGUUCAAGAUCAACUCAAUCUAAAAUUUUUCAAACAAGUAUUUGACUUUCAAGCAGAAAAAAUUGCAUUAGUGGCAAGGGGAGAAGAAUUACCGACCCAUAUGGAGCAGGAUAUUCCUCAAAAAUUGGUGGAUAUGGAAGACAAAGAGCCCAAAAGGAUGUUCAAUCCAUACUUGGAGUUGAAAGGUUUUGAUACUGUCAAGGAUACUCCAGUUGAAGUUUUACACGUAUUUCUGCUGGGACCAGUGAAGUAUUUAUUUGGAGAUUUUAUGAGUGGAUUGGACGAAAUUCAAAAGAAAGAACUUUUGGCCUUAUGGAAUUGCUUUAACACCAACUCUCUGAAUAUUCCUUCUAUCAGACCCACCAGCAUGGUGCAAUACUGUUCAAGCUUGAUUGGAAAAGAUUUUAGAAUUAUUCUUCAAGCAGCUCCUUUUAUAUUUUUCCAGUUCAUGACCCCAUCUCAAAUCAACAUCUGGUCUUCUCUCUGCAGUCUGGGCUCUUUAAUAUUCCAAACUCACAUUGAAGACAUGGAGUUAUAUAUUUCCGACUUGAAGAAGCAUAUUGAUAUCUUCUUAUAUCACAUCAUUCAAGAUUCCGCUCAAUGGGUCAAUAAAGCCAAAUUUCAUAUGUUACUUCAUCUUCCAGAAUCAAUCCUCCAAUAUGGUCCAGCUGCCCUUUUUGCAACGGAAAAAUUUGAAAGUUAUAAUGGUAUCCUGAGAAAUGCUUCGAUUCAUUCCAACCGUCAAAGCCCUGGCCAAGAUAUAGCCAUCACUUUCAGCAAUUAUCAUUCUUUUCGUCAAAUUAUGUCUGGUGGUUUCUUCUUUGACAAAAAACAGAAAAAAUUUGUUCAAUCUUCCAACCAAGUCACCAAUAUGUUUUUCCAAAAUCCCUUGAUCCAGCAAACAUUAGGCUAUAAUCAAUCAUCAUCCCUUCAGACUAUCAAUUAUCCUUAUGUUAGAAAAUCUACUCUCCCAGAAAGUGAAAAAUUAGCAACACCUCAAGAACUGAAGAGCUCUUAUCCUGGCCACAAAAUUGAUCAAAUCUCUGAACUACAGUUGAAUGAAAAGAAAGUCCUCAAGAAAAAUAUCUUUAUUUUGUUCAAUGUCCUCCAACCUCAAAGAGCUGAACAUAUUGGAUCAAUCGAUUCUAUCUGGAGUGUCCAGAAGCCUUCUCAUCAAGCAAAUUACUUUGUUCACACAACUGUGUUCCAAAAGAUGGAGGAAAAUUUAGUUUAUAGAAUGAGAGGGAUACAGAGAACUCCCCAUUCAGUCUUUGUCAACACACAAAAAAUCCAAUCUACUUUGAAUGUUCAGCAUGACUGCAAAGGUGGCGAAUGUAAGCUCACAGAAACAGAGUUCACAACAGUGGAGCAGCAGAAGAGUACUAAGCACAAGAAACUCGAGUUGGAACACACCAACAAUGGACGGUACAUCAUAAAUUUAGCUUCCCUCUCGUCAAUCAACGAUCAUCGGAGAUUCUUGCAAGUUUUGAUUUUGAGACCUGGACCCCUUUAG